AUCCUGCUAGCUGUAUUUGACUAGAUUGCUGCUUGCUUCCAUUUAUAUCCCAGAAGACCUGGAAUCUAUUGUGCUGCAUUUACCUCUGCUGCAUGCUUACUAUUCAAACCAAUUUGUUAUAAUUAAUAUAUUGCUAGCUGGAGAGUUUGAAAUUCUAACAAUAUUUUUCUGUACAGGAGGUAAUGUGGAUAUGAAAGUGAAAUCCAGUGCAGAGAACAACUUUGUAACAACUGUUGCUGAAAUACCCAAAAAAGGUGAUUUUCAGCCUACUAUACCUAGCAAGGAACCUGGGAAACAUGUGUAUAAGAGAAGUAAAGUUCAUCAGCAGAGUGGUGUGCAAGUCAAAACUCUUGACAGUGAAUGACACUAUCAAGGCAAGAUGAUUCCGAAACUCCUCCAUUUAAUCAAGAGAAUGCAAUGGAGUCCGCUCCACUUCAGAAAAAGGAUGGUCCGGGUGGUGGAGUUGGAACCCCUGCCAUUGUAGGCAUUGAUGCUAUGGAGAACGAACAGAGUUUGCCAUUUGUUAAGAAUCCUCUACUUUGGGAAGAUAUCCAUUCUAUGGAAACCUAUAAGAAAAUGACACAGAAGCCACACUUCGCUCCACUGUACGAACAUAUAGAAGAAGAACGUGAAGGCUUGGCAGUAGUGUUGGAAACGUGA
Molecule: messenger RNA, 660 nt
Organism: Daucus carota subsp. sativus
Lineage: Eukaryota; Viridiplantae; Streptophyta; Magnoliopsida; Apiales; Apiaceae
Product: DUF724 domain-containing protein 2-like
Exons: 3
Coding region: 361-660 (99 amino acids)
Source: RefSeq, a predicted model, not a curated record